This is a messenger RNA of Nothoprocta perdicaria, 1931 nucleotides long. RefSeq names its product FAST kinase domains 2 (gene FASTKD2). Gene Ontology annotation, biological process: mitochondrial RNA processing; regulation of mitochondrial mRNA stability. Gene Ontology annotation, molecular function: RNA binding. Bases 114 to 1931 code for a protein of 605 amino acids. The transcript is spliced from 13 exons. Gene Ontology annotation, cellular component: ribonucleoprotein granule; mitochondrial matrix. NCBI's taxonomy places the organism in Eukaryota, Metazoa, Chordata, Aves, Tinamiformes, Tinamidae. The record is from RefSeq and is a predicted model, not a curated record.
CAUGGCGGCGGCGCGGGGUACGUGAGCGUGCGCCGCGCCUCCGCGCCCCUUGCCGUCGUCGGAAACGUCCUCCUGAGCCGGCGUUUGAAGCCCGCGGUGGGAUAUGAGCGGAAAUGAAUAACAGAAUGAGUUUAUUACUGAGGACAGUGCGAUGCGUGCAUAGGCGCAGCUUUGCGCGGACACGCAGCCCCUCCGCGGCGCCAGCAGCGUUAUGGACCGGCACACGCAAGGAGCCCGUGGAAAAGGCCGGGUUCAGGAUUUGCUUGCUAACCGCUUUCCGCCGCCUCCACGAGCCGUCUCCCGGGCUGCCGCCUCCCGGGGCGGGCGCCUCCGCGCCCGGCUCCGAAACCCUCGCGGCCGCCUGGCGCCUCCUGCGCGGCCUCUCCGAGGAGCAGCGGCGCUACGAGAGGCGGCUCGUGCUGGAGCACCCGGCCUUCGCGCCGCUCUGCCAGCGGCUGCUGCGCGACGCGCGGCGCCUCGCGCGCGGAGACCUCGUCUUCGGCCUGCACGCCCUCGUGAGCCUCGGCGUGCCCCAGGGCACCCUCCUCGUGCAGACCCUGCUCAGGGUGUGCCAGGAGAAGCUCAAUCAACUCGAUAACCGCUGCCUCUCGGUUCUGGCAACUGCUUUGAUAGGGCUGGAAAAAGACCAGAACGUGAGCGCUCUUCAAGCUGGGUUACGAUUACUAGUAGAGCAGCGAAUCCCACAUAUCAGAGACAUCUUUAUCCUGCAAAACCUGAUGAAAUGCAUAGGAAAAGAUGCUCCAGUCUCUUUGAAAAAGAAAUUAGAGAAAGCUGUUUUGAAGGAUAUGGACCAUCUGACAUUCCUGAAUGCUCAGCGUGUAUUUUUUGCCCUUGUUGCAAUGAAUUAUUGUUCCAGUCCAAUCCUGAAUGCCUGCAGUGAAAAGAUUAUGGAAAAUAUCCAUGAUGCUCCGUUUCGACAGUUAAUUCUUAUUCUGGAAGCUUGCCACGAUCUCCAGUAUCGUAAUAUAAAAUUGUUUUCAGGAGUAGCAAACUAUGUGACUUCCACUGUCUGCCUUUGGGACAAAAGACAGAUUAUCCUGCUUCUCUCUGCCUUUGAGACGCUUGGCUUUCAGCCUACUGAACUGAUGGAUAUUUUUGCUGAGAAGGUGACAGAAGACCCUGAAUUUCUAAACUUGAAAUAUCUUUUGAUUAUUCUCCGAGUUUAUUCACAACUCAACUAUCUUCCCAGAGGCCAAAAGCAACUGUUUUUUGAGACUCUUCAUAGCUGCCUGAAUAAGUACCUCCCCAAUAUUUCCAGCAUGGAACUGCUGAAAGCAGUGUAUUCACUUUGCAUUUUAGGAUACCUUCCUCAUCCUGCACUUGAUCAGCUGCUGCAAAAGGAAAACCUUGAUGAACUGCAGUCAGGUGAUCUUUACAAGGAUCAAAAAGACAUGAUGCUUCAGUGUGUGAAAGCAUGUGUGGAACUGGAUAGCCCCACRUUCACAAAGCCUGCACUUGUGCUGGCUGAGGACUUCUCCUCAUCAGUAUCUUUUAAUCACAAAAAGGCUCGGGAGGCCCUUCUAGAACUUCUGGGAGAUGAGAACAUGUUUCGGGAAAAUGUUCAGCUGCUGCAUAAAUAUCACAUUGAUUUUGAAAUUAGAGUUGAUUCRGAGAGAAAGAAAGUGCUCCCAGUAACUGCAACAGAUGAUCAAGCUGACUCCGGUGUUGAAAGGUUGGCUUUUCUCUUUGUUCCUCUCUCUGCAUUCUGCAUAGGGACGACGCACCCCCAAGGGAAGCUGGCGGUGAAAAAGCGGCAUCUGACUAAGCUGGGUUACGAAGUGGUUAUGGUCAUAAACAAAAAGUUUCAGGAAAUGACAAAUGAGGAUGCGGUUGAGUUUUUGAAGGGAAAGAUUUAUUCAAGAAGUGCUUUCCCUUUUUCUGAAGAGAAUGAAAUAAACCAACAAUUUUGA